CGAUGUAACCAUGGAGAUGCUGAAGGAGAUGCUGAAGCAGCGCCGGCACAGCCCCGCUCUCCAGAACCCUUUAAAGAUUAACCAGACCCGUCACCCUCCGGCUCCAGCCAGGGAUGGGGCUGGGGGGCUGAGCCUCCUCGGCGCUGCCCAGUCGUCCUCCACCUGCGCAGGGCGCUGAUCCCACCCAGCAGAGCCGGGGCCGGCGAGCGCGCGAGCGGCUGACCAUGUUCAACGGGGAUGCCAGCUCCUCAGCGGCCAGGAAUGUCAUCCGCAGCUCCAGCAUUAGCGGCGAGAUGUACAACAUCGAGAAGAGCGCGCGGGGCAGCGCCGACUCCGUCACCAUCACCGCCAGCAAGAAGAGGCGCUCCAGCCUGGGCGCCAAGAUGGUGGCCAUCGUGGGGCUGUCCCAGUGGAGCAAGAGCACGCUCCAGCUUAACCAGACCGAGGGCGGCCCCAAAAAGCUGCGCAGCAACAUCCGGAGGAGCACGGAGACCGGCAUCGCGGUGGAGAUGAGGACCAGGGUCACCCGGCAAGGCAGCCGGGAGUCCACCGACGGCAGCACCAACAGCAACAGCUCCGAUGGCACAUUCAUCUUCCCCACGACCCGGCUGGGCGCCGAGAGCCAGUUCAGCGACUUCCUCGAUGGGCUGGGGCCGGGCCAGCUGGUGGGGCGGCAGACGCUGGCCACCCCGCCGAUGGGCGAUGUCCACGUCGGCAUGGCUGACCGGAACGGGCAGCUGGAGGUGGACGUGAUCCAGGCAAGGGGACUUAUCCCAAAGAUGGGCUCCAAGACCAUCCCUGCCACCUACGUGAAAGUUUACCUGUUGGAGAACGGCAUCUGCCUGGCCAAGAAGAAGACGAAGGUGGUGAAAAAAACCUGCGACCCGUCAUACCAGCAGCCUCUGCUCUUCGAGGAGAGCCCCCAGGGCAAAGUCCUGCAGGUGAUUGUCUGGGGAGAUUACGGGCGCAUGGACCACAAGUGCUUCAUGGGGAUGGCCCAGAUCGUCUUGGAGGAGCUCGAUCUCUCCAGCGCGGUCACGGGCUGGUACAAACUCUUCCCCACCUCCUCGCUGGCCGACUCCAGCAUCGGACCUCUGACACGCCGCCUCUCCCAGUCCUCCCUGGAGAGCUCCACCAGCCCCUCCUGCCCGUAGGUUGGUGGCAGAGGCCGGGAGGGGAAAGCAGACGUCCUGACCUACCAAAACUGUUAGUGGAUAGCUGUAAAUAUCCUUUUAUUUUUUUUUUUCUUUUUUUAAAAAACUCUCCUUCCCGAAACAAACCCACUCUCAACACACCCCUCCCCGAGCACGCAUCCCGGCGCACAGAGGGGGAUGGUGGAGAGGGAGCGAGGGACGUGUGUUUUGAGGCAGGGGAAGGAGAAGCAAAAAAUACCCAACCCCGGCCGUGAGGCAGCCCGAGGGCCGUGCCUGCCGCCUGACCCCGAGACUGUUAGCGCGCCUCGUCCCGGCCCCCCGGCGGAAAGGGAUCGCAGCGAUGCAUUUCUCCCCUGACCCCCCGGCGAGAGCAGCUCGGUACGAUUCAUUCACAGCGCCGCUGCAAGCAGCAUGUUGACGAGGUUUCUUUUCCUUCGAUUUACGUUUCCUUGCCUCUGAGGAAAAAGGUAGCUUUCCGAAGAAAAAAAACCUCAGAAAAAAAAUCCAACUCAGCACUGGGUUUUGUUUGUUUGUUUUGGUUUUUCCCCCCCCCGCCAAGGAAUGUAGCAUCUUCUAUUAUGUAGCUUGCCAUGUGCUAGCAACACACUCACUCUCUGCAAUAUCCAAGAGACUCCGGACUGACCGGAAACAUCUGCCAGUCACUUCCCGUCUGUUCGUUUCCAGACACAAAUCCUGCGACACUGAGCGAGCGCUUCUGGUGGCUCUUCUUUUUUUUUUUUGUUUUUUUUUUCCCCGGUAGCAUGUAGCCUGCGACCAGUGACAUUGCCAAAGCGAGAGGGAACGGGAAAAGGUGCACUCACCUCACCUAAGCAUACGCUGGUCUUAUCCUCCUGUUUCACCACUGACCGUGGUCUUGUACAGCCAGAGCAGGACCCGAAAUAUGAACUCUGUGAUGCCUCACGUGAAAAUUCGAGUCAGGAGACGGUGACCCGACGGAGCAGGAGCACUGUGAUGCUGGCGGAUCAUCUGGCUCCCAGCCCCUUCCUCCUGCGAGGGCCAGCUCGAGGUCUGGGACGCCCUCCCUCGGGUCCGGGACGCCCUCCCUCGGGUCCGGGACGCCCUCCCUCGGGUCCGGGACGCCCUCCUCGAUACUUGAAUUUCAAGUAGGAGCAGAGGGUCUGCCAGACCCCGCAGCAGGACGCACCCUUCUCCAACUCUCGACUUGUCGGUGCGCUACAGGGGAACAUCUCAACAGCAUCUUCUGCUGAUCUGGAAUUAGGGCGACUGAGAGGUUACGAACAAAGGACUAGAUGCUUUGAAUUUAUUAAUCAGGAUGAGUGUUUUGGGUUUUUCGUUUGUAUGUUUUGUUUGUUUGUUUUAAAGCAGCAUUUUGGUUCCCCCUGAGGGACCAGUUCUUGUAGCAAAACCGAGAAUCACGGAAGCUUUUUUUGAAGGUGCCUAAUGAAAUUUGCUGAAAAUACUCAGGGGAGACACCACUAGAAACUUUGGUUUCUUCAUAAAAAUAUACUCACCACAAUGACUGUCCUGAAGGAUCAGUUUCCAAAAGAGAGAAGGAAAAAAAAAAACAAAACCCAACACACCAAAAGAUGAGCAGUCUUGAGACUGGGAGAGGACAAAAGGUUAAUGGGGAAUUUUUACCGGCCAGACGGCUCUGACCUUCAGUCUGUAACACGAAUCAACCCACAGCACAGUUGGGAUUUUUUAAACAAUUAUUUAUUGGCAAAGCGGAGAAUUUCACAAUGCACAGAGCACAACAAAACCAACCUGUGGUUCUCCUGGGGACGCCAGGAACGAUGAACCAGCUCAAACCUGUUGCCACAACGGAACAAAACCAAACCUGAAGGAAAAAGACUGUUGCAAGGAAGCUGCCCCCCUCCACAAACCCAAAAGCGGGGCUUAGCAAAACUCCACUGCUCGGCCGCUGGUUUACCCGACACCGCCACGAUUUCAGCGACAUCGUGUCGAGGGAUUCCAGCUGCUAUCGUGGUCUUCGGGUCUUUACUGAACCAAAAUCACUGUAGACCUCUGAGAAGAGAGCGGGCUGGAUGCUGCUGACCAGGGAUGGAGAGGGGUCCGCCCGAGACCCCGCUGCCUGCCUCGUGAAAGAUUAAAUCCUCGCCUGCUGGAGCGGUAAGCGGCUUUUCAAGCGAUACGCGGUGAUGGCUGAGCUCGCGCUGACCGGCGGCGCGUGGGACCGUGGGAUGCACUAACAGUCUCAAGCGGUUUGAGGAAGCAAACUCGUGCCCCGAGUACCGAAACAGGAAUAAACAAUGGUUUGAACACGAUGUUCCUUCCAGAGCACGAAGCAGUUAUACGAGGCCAAUGACGCCUGGAUGAAGCUAAACUUUCUCUGCCCUGGUGUGCUGGAUUUUUGAAUAUACAUGAGGGAAGGCAACUUACGAGGAAAAACUCUCCGCACCUUCAAGCUAACAUUAGAUUUUGCUUUACCAACUCGAUUUCAACAGAAAAAAAAAGAAAAAUCUGCCUGUGGAGGGACGAUAACCAUGCCCACAGGGAAGCGGAACGGCAGCGUGGGCAGAGCAGGGAGCUCUGCAGGUAUUUUCUGCUCGCUGGAGUGGAGACAGCAUCCCACUCCCGUCCCUUCCAGCAGAGCCUUACUGCUCCCCCUCUCCGCAAGCACCACCACGCUUUUCUCGAGCCAGAGAAAGCAGCGGAUGAGGAGCGGCAGGAGCGCCGGGACAGCCGGGCGCACGCCCACGGCAGCUGAUGCCCGAGGUCUAGCAAAAGGCUCACCGGUUCUGCGCCAGUUCAAAAACCUGCCCUUGCUGGCACGCGGAAAAUCCAGAGGAAAGAACUAUCUUCCGGAAGGCGCCCCUGGGUACUCCGGGGAACGUGGAAAACCCACGUACUUUGGCUUAUUUUUCAUCCUCAAUAGGCUGAGGAUGCACUGGAGGGUAACAGCGUAGCCAACAUCAGAACAAACCGCACCCUGGUGGUUCUUCCAGUGGCGCAUUCUCCUUCGCUGCAACGUGGUGGCCUCGUGGGAACGGCUCCUCCUGCUCAUUAAGAGACCGGCGAGGUGGAGCCACCGCGCCAGGGACUUCAAAUGACCGACGCUCGCUAGACAACCUGAAAUCCAUCAAAACCGUAACUUCUUCACUUUCAGCACUUCACGUCCAGUCCCCGCAAGGCGCCGGUACUCACGCCUCUGGGGGAGCGUCUGGGUCAGGACCCUCCUUACACUCGUGUGGAAAAACAGAAACGGGAGAAGAGGCCGAAGGUGCCGCGCUUACGCUGCAACAUCAGCUCCUCGUUUCUGCAUGCGCGAGACACUGUCAGAGGUUUCUUUUUUCCCUCCUCGAACAACAAGAACAAAAAAGCCAAGACACCCAGUUGCUUUCGACACGCGACACACCAGAAAAACCACAAGCUUCUGGACUUCAGGUUUUUUUUUCCUGGGGGAAUGUUUUAUUGCAAAGGGCAUUUUAUUUUUAACGUACUAUAUGACUCGCAAAAGGUGGUUGCACUGACUAGGUAUUAUGUGUUAGAUUAUUUCCUCCCUUUCCUCCACCUUCCAUCGGGAAAGAAAAUUCAACCUUCCAGGUAUUUUCCCCUAGAAAGAAUAAUUAAUAUUCAACUGAAUCAGCUUCACAGCCUGUUUUAUUCCCAGCACUCGCAGCAGUACCUGAGCAGCAAGUAGCUCGCAGUGCCCACCCGAGACACAGAAGACCUUACUAUAGCACAGCUGGUGUCAGAAUCAAGACACCCUACUUGAGUAACAAGGAUGGAUUUUGCCAAAAUAGCCUUGAAAUGAUACUUAAACAUCCCCUAAACUCUAAUAAAAAGAGUCUCAGCCACGCAGCAAAGCGCAGAAAACGCUAGAUGACUUCAUGCCCAGACCUAAGUCAUCCCUGGGUUUUCUACAAGCCUGGAAAGGGCUUUAUUUGCCACAGUUGAGUGACUGAAAAUUUUCUAGGGCACCAGAAAGUGGGCCAGGCUUCUGGGCUCAGCCAGAAAUUAGCUCCUCUUACAUCGAUGCCACGACAUGUUGAAAGCAUAGGGAGAGGAUGCUUAGACAUGGCUGUCCUGAAACCAAGUGAGAUACAGAGCUGGUUACCUGGCCAGCAGUCGGGAAACUAAACCUAUUAAGUGGCUUUGGAACACGCCACAGAGCAACCAAGAUGGUGGGAAUCUUCCCUCCAAGGCCACCUUCUCCAGCUCUUAAAACCUCUUCUCAGAAGCAGUUACAGAUGCAGCUCUCGAUGGAACCACGAGACCAGAAAGUCCUGCAGGAGCGGGAUUCCCGUCGCUGAUGGGGAAUCGCUUCUGUUCGCUGUCUCACAGAACCGCUCUCGCAGCGAUGAGACUUGAGAAGUCGAGCCUGUAUUUGUGCACGCUGGUGCGGUGAGAGGAGUUAACACAUUAAAUACCUUUGCUUAAGCGGGCUUGCAAACACUCAGCAGCCAGUAAGUACAAUCUAAGGGUCUUUACUGACCCAAGACAUUUAUAAACACAGCACUGGUGGUGGUUUUGCAAGCCUAGAGUCCACCUUCUGUUUUCUUCCAGUUGACUCAGACACUUCUUCCCAGAUUGAUGUGAAACGCUUGGACAAUGCACAUCUGUAAACUUCCUUAAGGGUGCGCAUUUGGUUACUGAUUUGGAAAAUAACUGCAUUUUAAAGGUCAAGGAACAGUGUUCAGGCACCGUUCUUCUUGAUGGCUGAAUUCAAAGUCUAAAUGUGCUUUGCAUCACAGAUGGAAAAAGAUAUUAAGAGCUCGCUCUGCUUUCCUUUGGGUUUCCAUGCCUCCGGACAGAUCUGUAAAACCCCCUGCAGUAAAAGCAAGGCUCGCAUCCCGUGAUGUGCCAAGGGCAUGUCUCUCUAGCAAAGCUGUUUCAACUGGAAGUCUUCCUUCUACUUCAUGUUCACAGGCAUAGAAAACACCCCAACCCUUGGCUGUUUGUCAGAGGUGCAAGAGUUACGUUUAUGAGCUAAAAAGAAGGUCGAAAGGCUGCAGAAAAGGCUUCCUAUAGGAGAAGAAGUGUCUGCAAGAAGCGUGGCUGGAAUCGGUGGGGUAAAGAUGCGCUACGUGUAACACAGCUGAAGCUGCACAAAACAGACUCAAGUGACCAGAUGUGACAAUACCGGACCUUAACUGAGCUGGUCCGUAUUUGGGGAAGAUGGAGGUUUUAAAAGUAGACUUGGAAAAACUGUACAGUUAAAGGGCCUAAGUGUUUGUCUUGCUGUCCGAAUAACCGCCACACUGUUUAACCCCGCUCACCUGCCCCGGGCACAGACGCCAGGGCGGAGCACAGCAGCGUCCAGGGAUCCAGGAGAGAGCGGCUUGGUUUAGCGGCUGCCACCAAGACCCAAGAGCUGAUGUGACCACUGUGCCUGUCUGGAGCUCCAAUUAUUGGUAUACCUCAUUUAUUUUUUUUUUUCUUCCCCCUUUUGGUCUUUUUGUGUUUUUUUUAAAGAACCAGAGCUUAGUGCACUCUACCACAUUCAGGUUAUUUUUUGUUGUAACUGUGCAAUGCAGAGCAAUUCCACGGGGUAUGCGUUUACCACCUGCUCCCACGCUGGCUCCUGCGAGCCCAGCCUCUGCUUCGUUUAGCACUUGCACUAUUGAUUGCUGAGCUAAAGGGCAAGGAAAGCACGAGGCCAGAGUGCUUCUCUGGAGGGAGGGAUGAUUCGGCUGGACAGUAGGUACCCCCCCCCCUUCUCUCCUGUUAAAAAGCAUGUGGAGGAACAGCGCCCCAGAGGCGCCCCUUAGCCCGACGCAGGCGGGCGUUUGCAGUCCUGCUCCCCUCAGUGUCCUCCCCUCCCGGCAAGGAGGCGAGCGGCGCGGGUAUUGGCAAGCUGAGGACGGUGCCGCUGCUCUUGGAGGAGCAGUGAACCCUCACUAAAGCUUUUGCCUAUAGCGUGGCUGGAGAGAGAGCAUCAGAAUUAGGCAGAAAGGGUGUCCCUCCAGCAGGAGGGCAGGUACUGAGCACCGAUCCCAUUUCCUAACACGCUCGCUGUCUGUACAUAUCCGCUAGAUCCCAGCACUUGCUAAAAAAAAAAAAAAGGAACUUUGCCCUAACACUUGCAGUGAGAACUGUGAAGCAACGCUUGAUCUCAGAGGCCCUCUGGAUGGAGCAGCACGCCCCUCCUUGUUCCCAGCGGGCCAGGGACCCUGGCAGCGGAUGCCUCUCGAAUGUUAGCACUUUGAAGUUGGUGGCCUUGUUUUCUUAAAAGGGCUUGAUCUUUUCAUGCAGUUAAAACUAAAUAAUCUUCCCCAUCAUGUUGUCCUACCCCCACCUCAAAAUUAAGCGACGAACAAGCACCUGGACCAUUUAAGAUAUUGUCCGGGACUCAAGAAUCUGUCAUUAAUCUCAGAAGUUUAUACCUCAAAUAUAAAAACACAUGUAUCUGUCUUAGAAACAACACUUGGUAAAGUAGCAGCGCCAAGUUUGAACUGAACUUUGCCCUUGAAUCUGAUUGCUAACGGCACCAGGAAAAACCAAACCCCCAUAAGCGCACAGAGAAAAGCGCCAGUGAAUUCUUCAAAAGCACCCAAACUGAAGCAUUCAUCCUAUCGAAGAAUUCAGAAUUUAUACUCCCAAACAAGGCACGUGAGCGAUUUUACCCAUCCCUUAUAAAUCUUUAAACACAGCCUAUGCCUUUAAACUGCGUUGGCCCCCUAAAAAGUAUGAGGGGGCAGAAUACGAACGCACAUUGGCAAAGAAAAUUUACAUAAAAGGGUCCAAGAUCAUUAAAAGUACGAGGCAAUGAGAGAUGCACGAGAACAACUCAGCCAGGCAGUCGUUUCUAACCACAGCCUUUCUCCUCCCGGUGGCUGCCUCAGAAGGACAAGACGAGCGUCUUGACGGGUGCACCAUACGGAAGCAAUACAACCACGCAAGGACGCAGAAAUCUGUGCUACUUCACAUUUUCCAUCCUUAAGUCCCCGACAAGCUGCGUUGAAAAGAAUUCCCGAAACCAAGAGAGUCGCAUUAGAUUGGGAAAUUGUCAGAACUCCAUUAACCCCGAGUUAAUUGCUAUUACGAGCUUAGCCUUCGAUCACUAACGCAAAGAGGUAGCAGACAUCUCACCGUUUGAGCGGCACACGUCAACCAUACGUCUUUCUGUGUGCAUCCGUUACCUAAGGGGAGAAGGAGAGUUAGGCGCAGAACUCGUGCAGGACUGACACGCUCACCCUUUGUACUUUUGGAAGCCAGGAUGUAGUUGUAUUAGCGAACAAAUCUGGCUGCCUUCACUAGCCCACUUGUGUUCUGUGAUAAACUUUGCUUUGAUGACAGAUUCGUAAGUUUAACAACUCCACUUUAAAAUAAAUGCCACAGAGGGGGGAACUAGGGGGUCCUCUAAGCCCCGGUUCCACGUUCAAGAGAAGGGGAUGGGCUUGUGAUGGAUACUUGAGAACGGUAAUAGAUUUAAAAAAGCAAAUGGCAAUUUUAUACCUGUGUUAUGUAAUGUUUUUUAUGUGUGUGGUCUUUCUUAAUGUAAAACUCAUGUAUUUUUGUGGUUUAUAUGCAGCAGGACUGAUGGCUGUGAGGGUGCACGCUAUUUUGUAAAAUAUUCUUAGCCAGUUUUCCCAAGGAGAAAAAAACCCCGAAGUAUUCACAUUUUCAUUGGCUUGUACUUGCAUGUACAGUAUUGGGGCAGCAAGUGAAGAUGAUUAAAGCCAGCUUGAAAACUU
Molecule: messenger RNA, 8794 nt
Organism: Phalacrocorax carbo (great cormorant)
Lineage: Eukaryota; Metazoa; Chordata; Aves; Suliformes; Phalacrocoracidae
Source: RefSeq, a predicted model, not a curated record